CACAUUGAUGAAUUGAUAAAUGUCAAAAAAGAAACGAAGAAAUUCAUUUAAAAACUAAUUAGAUUACGUCGAGAGGAACUGCUGAUGCAACCUGAAGCCGAGCGACAUCCCUGUAGUGCUCCAACAAGGAUCCAGUUUCUAUAUAAAUACGUCCGGCUGUUGAUUUGAUCGUCCGUUGACGAUUUCUUCUUGGUCAGAGUUGUUCGACAUCGGUAGCAAGCGGUAAUAAUCUGCGAGAUGGUUUCAAAGGCAAAUAAUGUCGGUUUGAUUGCUGCGUUUCGAAGCUUGGGAAACGUUGUAACAGGACCAAGUGCCGCCUUGUUUUACGGAGCAUGGGGAGUUUUACCGUUUAUUUCCAUCCCAAUUUAUAUGGGAAUGACUGGUAAAUACAUUCCACAGUUGAUUUAUGCUGAUUUGACCUAUGGUGGUGGCAUUGUCUCUUUCCUUGGAGCUGUGAGGUGGGGCUUUGCAAUCAACAAUUUUAAAGACAAAACCCUUAAACCAAGUUUCACAACUCUUGGAUGGGCUGUGACUCCUGUUAGCAUUGCUUGGCUAGCUCUUCUAACUUCUCAAACUAAUGGAAGCCUUAUGAUAAUUGGGACAUUUCUUGCCUGUAUUAUUCAAGAUGCUUACGCCACCGAAUAUCCUUCGUGGUAUAAAUCUUAUAGGUUGAUUUUUGCUUCUUCUGCUGUUCUUUCUCUGGGAGCAAAUCUAAUCAUGUAUAAUUCCAUAAUGAAUUAGUUUUCACUAGAGUUCACCUUGGUCAUGCAAUUGAUUUUAAAAUACUCAUAUUUAGAUUGAAACAUAUCCAUUUCAAUGAUUAGUGCCAAUGUAAUGCAUAACCCAUUCUUAUAGUGUGUAAAAAAAAUGAGCUUUGUGCAAAAUCCCUGUUACAUUUUAGCAGGUUUUUAUAAUACACAAUAAAUGACCAAA
Molecule: messenger RNA, 933 nt
Organism: Daphnia pulex (common water flea)
Lineage: Eukaryota; Metazoa; Arthropoda; Branchiopoda; Diplostraca; Daphniidae
Product: transmembrane protein 69-like
Exons: 2
Coding region: 238-741 (167 amino acids)
Source: RefSeq, a predicted model, not a curated record